Dendronephthya gigantea is the source of this 2839-nucleotide messenger RNA. RefSeq names its product proteasome assembly chaperone 2-like. NCBI's taxonomy places the organism in Eukaryota, Metazoa, Cnidaria, Anthozoa, Malacalcyonacea, Nephtheidae. The coding region runs from base 35 to 832 and encodes 265 amino acids. Gene Ontology annotation, biological process: proteasome assembly. Gene Ontology annotation, cellular component: nucleus; cytosol. The transcript is spliced from 9 exons. The record is from RefSeq and is a predicted model, not a curated record.
GGGGUUGAAUGUGAAUAAUUGAGAGACUUGAAUUAUGUUUGUUCCGUGUGUGAGUGAAGAAGAGCUGAUUUUCGAGGGAUAUUCUUUAAUUUUGCCAGCAAUUUCCAUUGGCAAUGUUGGACAACUUGCAGUCGAUCUGCUGAUAUACAAUGUUGAGUUAAAAAAAGUUGGUUAUCUCUAUGACAGCAGCAUAUUGCCAGUUGCUGGUAAUAAUCCAUUUGCAUCACCUAAAAUCCAAGAGGGAAACCUGGUAACAAGUGCUGAAGUUUACAAAUGCGACGAAAAGAAACUAGUGGUUGUACAAUUAAGAGCACCUCUUGCGAAGGGAUGCAGACAAAUCUUUUGCGACCAUAUUGUGGAGUGGAUUAAGAAAUGUUGCUUAAAACAAACUAUUUUGUUAACAAGUUGUAUUGCUAGCCAAAGAGUGGACUCACAAAUCCAGAGCGGUCCCUUCCGAUAUCUGCUCAACCCUGUCACCCAACAUCUGAACGAGACAUUCCAACAGGAAUUCGGGUGGAGGUCCCUGGAGGAACGAAAUGAUAACGUUAAGGGUGGGAGCACUGAAUCGUUCCUACCUGGUGGAGGAGUAUCGAAACGAUUUUAUCAAACAUGUUGUAAGGAAAAUAUACCCUUGGUUACUAUGCUCGUGUUCUGUUCUGAAGGAGACAAUAUCCCUGACGCGAUGAUUCUUAUGUAUUUCGUCAAUACCUGGUUAAAAAUUGUCGAAAAGAACGGUAAUGUUGAUAAUUCACUCAGAUCUAAAGUUGAAUGGCGACAACCUCCAUCAUGGGACAACCUGUUUGGAACGUCUAGUUUUUCAUCAAUAUUUUAAAAGGAUUGAGAAGAAACUUCUAAAUAGACUAGCUAGAAAACCAACAGAGCACGUUUUGACAUCAGCCUCUAGCCAUGAAACCUUGAAUGGAUUUCUCUUCAAUGAUUUCUAUUGUUAGAAUAGAAAUUAUUAUGAUUCAUGCUCCACCACGGUCAUGAAUGACAGUAUAUUUUUCACUUAGCGAGAGGUCCGUAUAGAAGGAUUCUGUAUGAAUUUGUGCUGGGAUUGCCUUGCUCUUUAAGUAAAACAAUUUCCCCUGAGCAACGGUACGAAGUACCUGUGGUGGGGUGCUUGUCUCCCCGGAUAUUUACAUCCGCAACGCUGCAAAGCUAAUUAGCCUUUCUCAUAAUGACGAAUAUACCUGCUGCCAUUUUGGGGGGUAAUUUUUUCUAAAAACCAUUAGCGUAAGACGCUGUCUUUAAAUUUAGGCCAAAUUUGCUAAUUCUUGCCAAUAGUUAAAUUUGUCGCGGCCAUCCGGUUUUAAAAUUACCCUUGAAAUCGCCCAUCGUAUUGGCUGCUUCUGAGUACAAAGUUUUAAAUUGGCAUAUUAAAGGCAUCCAGCUUGCGAAGCUGUGCAUACAUUGAUCGCGAACUUGGCGGAGCUUUGCCGCAUGGAGUAGCUAAGUUUGGGUUUUGACAUUCGAAGUCAACUAUGCGUAUGGUUUUCGAUCUUUCGUACUUUGGCGCGCUUGGUCUUUUUAUCUGUCAUUUGGUAAGUGUAAUGUUUAUGAAACAAAUACGACUGGCUCGUUGGUAGUUUCAUCAUAGUGUGAUAAUGCAUCACUAGGGUUGGGAUAACGCAUCACUUGUUAAAAUACAAGAAAACCGCGCAAAACACGAGGCAAAUCCACGCAUCUCGAGCGUUCUAACAACAUUUCCCGAAAACAUUAGAGCUCGACGAACUCGUUUGUAUAAUGUAAAAAGAACGUUACAAGAGUGGCAAUUUCUUUGAACAUAUCAAUGUUGAAAUUCUCCUUACAUGUAAUUGAUGGCGUUUGCCUAGCAACAAGCAAACAGCAGUAUUUUUGUUUUUUACGUCACAUAAGGUGUUCAUAAGUUUAUAAACCGUUUUUCAGUGUAAGGGCCGACACACCGGACGCGAUUUGCCCACGCGACGAUUUUUAAGAAUAUUUCAGUUUUUAAAAUAUGCUAAUUUUGACAGUGUUGUGAUAUUCUUGCUAUGGACUGAAGUGUGGUACAUUUCGACUUUUCAGCAACCCAUAUCUCUCAAAAUGUUCUUUCGAAUUUAAUUUAGUAGCUUCUGAAAUGGAAAUUUCGCGUCGCGUAAAUCGCGUCCAAUGUGUGGGCCUUUAGAUAUGAAAUUAUAUAUGUAAAUAUCUGUUGUUAUCGGGCAUCAGUUCAAUCGUUUGAUAUGGAUCGAUUCUCCUAUCUUACACAGUACAGUCCGCACAUCUGACGGGAUAUUCUAUCUUUAAUAAAUCAUCCUUUUUUCCACUUUGAAUUUACGGAUGUUCCAAGUCUUAUAAAGUUAUUUUCAAGGUUUCUUAAUAAUGCACAUAUUAGCUUGACUGACGCCAUUUUGUCGCCAAUUUCUUUGACAUUUUCAUUAAUUCCCAAAACAAUAUCACGUCUCUUCAGCUCAGUGCAAACUCGCUUUGGGAGAAUUUGAUUAACACAAUUAUUUUAUAGCUAAAAAGUUUAUACUUGUAAUUGGAUAAACAAAUUUUUAUUAUUUAGUAAAAAAGGUCGAUGUGUAUUUUGCAUGGGCAAAGAUGGGCCAUAUAAUAAUCGAUGAUUGUCUGUAUAUUAAUAGUUCGCUUGACUCCGAUUGUGAGGUAAUUUAGAUGCAUUUCUCAUGCAAUAAGGUUUUCACUGAUAAUGCAAUAAAAUUUUUGGUCUCCCUGUGAGGGACGCCUAUGAAAAGGUACUUGCAUAUCAUUUUACGACAUUCAAUGUCAAGUUAACACGACUUUGUUUGAUAAUAUUGCAUGCGUUAAGCGUCAUUCUUGAAAAAUGUAUUUAUAAUAUAACAUUUAUAGUACGCGC